AUGGGCGACUGGUCUAUCCUGGGCCGGUUCCUGACGGAGGUCCAGAACCACUCCACGGUGAUCGGCAAGAUCUGGCUGACGAUGCUGCUGAUCUUCCGCAUCCUGCUGGUGACGUUGGUGGGCGACGCGGUGUACAGCGAUGAGCAGUCCAAGUUCACCUGCAACACCUUGCAGCCCGGCUGCAACAACGUCUGCUACGAUACCUUCGCGCCCGUAUCACACCUGCGCUUCUGGGUCUUCCAGAUCGUCCUGGUCUCCACGCCCUCCAUCUUCUAUGUGGUCUACGUCCUCCACAAGAUCGCCAAGGACGAGAAGCUCGAGCUGGAGAAGGUGCAGGUGGAAGGUCAAGAUGGAGGUCACGUGGAUAACGACAGAGCAGGGCAGCAAAGCUACGGCGGUGAGAACCUCAACAACACGUGCCCCCAUUAUGGCCACCAUGACAGGCAAUACGGAGGCCACCACCAUCAGCGCUGCUACGAGGAGGAGCAGUGGGGGCCCGGGGAGGAGGAGUACGUGGAGCGGAGUCUCCUGGAGGAGGACCAGAAGGUGUACGCCGAGGAAGGGGAUGAGGAGGUGGUGGCCAAGGACCCCACGCAGCUCUCCAGCUCCGUGCUCCUCAUCUACAUCGUGCACGUGCUGCUGCGCUCCGUCAUGGAGAUCACCUUCCUGGUGGGCCAGUACUACCUGUUCGGCUUCGAGGUGCCGCACCUGUUCCGCUGCCAGACCUACCCGUGCCCGACGCGCACCGACUGCUUCGUGUCGCGCGCCACCGAGAAGACCAUCUUCCUGAACUUCAUGUUCAGCGUCAGCCUGGGCUGCUUCCUGCUCAACAUCGUGGAGCUGCACUACCUGGGCUGGGUCUACAUCUUCCGCGUCCUCUGCUCGGCCUGCUCGCUGUGCUGCCGCCUCAGGAGCCCUAACCGAGGCGGCGUGGACCCCAUGGAGAGGUUCAACGGCAUGUACACACACCACCACCACCACUCCCACCACCACCACAACCCACUGCUACUGCAGCUGAAGCACUCGCUGCGGGGGCGGCUCAUCCUGCAGCCCCCGGCAGACACCCAUCACAUCUCCCAGGAGAAGGGAGGUGGACCGAUGCUGCUGGGCCAUGCUCCUGCUAUCUCCUUCCAGACGGACUCCACGCUGGAGUGCACCUCCAAGAGGAGCCCGGAGGAGAGGGACCGCGUUCGGCUGAAGCUGGCCAACAUGGCCAAGAUGGGUCGCGGCAAGAAAUCCUGGCUGUGA
This is a messenger RNA of Engraulis encrasicolus (European anchovy), 1248 nucleotides long. Its product is annotated as gap junction delta-2 protein. NCBI's taxonomy places the organism in Eukaryota, Metazoa, Chordata, Actinopteri, Clupeiformes, Engraulidae. The record is from RefSeq and is a predicted model, not a curated record. Gene Ontology annotation, biological process: cell-cell signaling. Gene Ontology annotation, molecular function: gap junction channel activity. The transcript is spliced from 4 exons. The coding region runs from base 1 to 1248 and encodes 415 amino acids. Gene Ontology annotation, cellular component: connexin complex.